This is a messenger RNA of Eucalyptus grandis, 717 nucleotides long. Its product is annotated as transcription initiation factor IIA subunit 2. Gene Ontology annotation, biological process: RNA polymerase II preinitiation complex assembly; transcription initiation at RNA polymerase II promoter. Gene Ontology annotation, molecular function: TBP-class protein binding; RNA polymerase II general transcription initiation factor activity. NCBI's taxonomy places the organism in Eukaryota, Viridiplantae, Streptophyta, Magnoliopsida, Myrtales, Myrtaceae. Bases 160 to 480 code for a protein of 106 amino acids. Gene Ontology annotation, cellular component: transcription factor TFIIA complex. The record is from RefSeq and is a predicted model, not a curated record. The transcript is spliced from 4 exons.
GGUAUAAAAAGCCCCAAUUCUCUCCCCCUCUCUACUCUCUCUCUCUCUUUCUCUCUCUAACCCCCAUUGACGAGCAGAGGAGGAGCUCUCCAGCUGAAGCGUCCGCUCACUGUCUUCUCUCUCUCUGCGCGCGAUCGGGCGGAUCAAAGGGGGGUGGAAAUGGCGACGUUCGAGCUGUACCGGAGGUCGACGAUCGGGAUGUGCCUGACGGAGACCUUGGACGAGAUGGUCUCCAACGGCACCCUCAGCCCCGAGCUCGCCAUCCAAGUCCUCGUCCAGUUCGACAAGUCCAUGACCGAGGCGCUGGAGACCCAGGUCAAGAGCAAGGUCACUAUCAAGGGACAUCUGCACACAUACCGGUUCUGCGACAAUGUGUGGACAUUCAUUCUACAAGGUGCUACCUUUAAGAAUGAGGACUCUCCGGAAGAGGUCGGUCGGGUUAAGAUCGUCGCAUGCGACUCAAAGCUGCUCACUCAGUGAUUUUCGAGUACCAGUUGCAUGGUUUGAUUCCAGAGACUUUAUAAUGGCUGGAGACGAGGUGUUUUUCGCCUCUUUACUGUCUUGAUCCCUUCUGUCCAUGCGUGUAAAUCUCGAUGACUGUUGAGAGUUGUAAUAUGGGUUACUAAAUGGAUGAGGGUAUGUUUAUUGUACUUUCCUGACCUUUUGACUAUCAGUUCUGCGCUUGAGGUCAAAUAAGAUUUAUACUGCAUUGUUUAA